AUGGUGAUCAAGCUGGAUUUGGUGCUAAGGGCGAAAAAGCUGAUCUCCGGCUUAUCCAGGCCACAACAUAUCAACGGCUUAUCACUGAGAUAUCGAAGCAGCGGGACAUCGGGUGUAGCGGAUGUGAUCGUUGGUGGUGGUGGGAUUGUUGGUACUUCAAUUGCAUAUCAUUUGGCAAAACGGGGCAAAUAUGUUAUUCUAAUGGAACGGGACUGGUAA
Molecule: messenger RNA, 219 nt
Organism: Gongylonema pulchrum
Lineage: Eukaryota; Metazoa; Nematoda; Chromadorea; Rhabditida; Gongylonematidae
Source: the annotation of a GenBank genome assembly